AUGUCUAACAUGUCCUUCUUAACUGCCUCAAAAAUAAUGAUAAAAAGAUUUUUCUGGCCCGUUAACAAAGACAUAUACCUUGGGAGGGUUUACAAAAUGGUAUGUUGUAUAAGUAUUAACGUGCACCUUCAAGAUACAACUUUCACUGGUCUUUAUCUCGGUCCUCUUUUUUUGAUUAUACACCGACUCUUAUUCUCUACAGACAGACAAAUUAUAUUUUAUAGACAAUGUCAUUGUAUUUUGUGUUUGUCAACUCUUCUGUUUUCUGAACUGUCUGACAUCCAUCUGUUCUCGUGUUUAACUUUAUUUAAACAAACAGGCCAAGAAGGCGUGCCGCAGCAAGCAAUGGAAUACAGUAGGGGUCGAUUGCACCAGGCGUGGACCAAUGGAUGUUCGAAAGGAAUAACAUAG
Phycomyces blakesleeanus NRRL 1555(-) is the source of this 411-nucleotide messenger RNA. RefSeq lists its product as hypothetical. NCBI's taxonomy places the organism in Eukaryota, Fungi, Mucoromycota, Mucoromycetes, Mucorales, Phycomycetaceae. The transcript has 7 exons. Bases 1 to 411 code for a protein of 136 amino acids. The record is from RefSeq and is a predicted model, not a curated record.